Messenger RNA from Microtus oregoni (creeping vole), 2598 nucleotides. Its product is annotated as cytochrome P450 4X1. The record is from RefSeq and is a predicted model, not a curated record. Lineage: Eukaryota; Metazoa; Chordata; Mammalia; Rodentia; Cricetidae. The transcript is spliced from 12 exons. Gene Ontology annotation, molecular function: oxidoreductase activity, acting on paired donors, with incorporation or reduction of molecular oxygen; monooxygenase activity; iron ion binding. Bases 236 to 1756 code for a protein of 506 amino acids.
UGAAUCCGGGCGUGCACCAAUAUGUGGAUAACCGAUUGAAAAUCCCGGAGGGCAGGUCUCUUUUUCCCAGGCAGGAGCUGCCCCUCCCCCACCUCUGCUACACCGAGGGCUCACUGGGGAGGGGGCUGGGUGAUCCUCGCCAGCUCCGGGCUGGGGAAAACUAUCCGCUUCCCACCAUCACCACCAUAUCCUCCACCCACCCACCCACUGCCUGCACGGCCGCGAGCGCAGAGUGAUGGAGGCCUGGCUGGAGACGCGCUGGGCGCGGCCCUUGCACCUGGCUUUGGUGUUCUGCCUGGCGCUGGGGUUGAUGCAGGCAAUCAAGCUCUACCUGCGGAGACAGCGACUCCUGCGAGACCUGCGCCCCUUCCCGGGGCCGCCCGCCCACUGGCUCCUCGGACACCAGAAGUUUCUUCAGGAUGAUAAAAUGGAGAAGCUUGAUGAGAUUGUCAAAAAGUACCCUUGUGCCUUCCCCUGCUGGGUAGGGCCCUUCCAGGCAUUUUUCUACAUCUACGACCCAGACUAUGCAAAGAUAUUUCUGAGCAGAACAGACCCAAAGAGCCAGUUUGUGCACCAGUUCACGACUCCAUGCAUCGGACGAGGACUCCUGAAUCUAGAUGGACCCAGGUGGUUCCAACACCGCUGCCUCCUAACUCCUGCGUUCCAUGACGACAUCCUAACAACCUGUGUGGACGCGAUGGCCCACUCUGUGAACACGAUGCUCGAUAAAUGGGAGAAGAUCUGGAGCACUCAGGAAACAACCGUGGAGGUUUUUGAACACAUCAACUUGAUGGCCUUGGACAUCAUCAUGAAAUGCGCUUUUGGCCAGGAGACCAACUGCCAGAUAAACGGCACCUAUGAGCCUUACAUGAAGGCAACAUUUGAACUUGGCGAAAUCAUAUCUUCUCGCUUGUACAACUUCUGGCAUCAUCAUGACAUAAUUUUCAAAUUCAGCCCUAAGGGCCACUGCUUCCAGGAGUUAGGCAAAGUGAUCCAUCAAUGCACAGAAAAGAUAAUCCAGGACAGAAAGAAACUCCUCAAGGAUGGAGUAAAGCAGGACGACACUCAAAAGUCUCAAGAUUUUCUGGAUAUUGUCCUUUCUGCCCAGGCUGAAGAUGAAAAAGCCUUCUCAGAUACUGACCUGCGAUCUGAGGUGAACACCUUCAUGUGGGCAGGGCACGACGCCUCUGCAGCCAGCAUCUCCUGGCUUCUCUACUGCCUGGCUCUGAACCCUGAGCAUCAAGACAGAUGCCGGACAGAGAUCAGGAGCAUUUUGGGAGACGGGUCUUCCAUCACCUGGGACCAGCUGGAUGAGAUGUCAUACACCACAAUGUGCAUCCAGGAGACACUCCGUCUGAUUCCGCCCGUCCCAUCCAUCUCCAGAGAACUCAGCAAGCCCCUUCCCCUCCCAGAUGGACACUCACUGCCUGCAGGAAUGACUGUGGUUCUCAGCAUUUGGGGUCUCCACCACAACCCUGCCAUCUGGAAAGACCCGAAGGUCUUUGACCCCUUGAGAUUCACCAAGGAGAAUUCUGAUCAGAGACAUCCCUGUGCCUUCCUACCAUUCUCCAGUGGCCCAAGGAACUGCAUCGGGCAGCAGUUUGCCAUGCUGGAAUUAAAGGUGGCCAUUGCCUUGAUUCUGCUCCGUUUCCAAGUAUUUCCAGACCUCACCAGGCCUCCUGCCUUUUCCAGCCACAUGGUCCUCAGACCCAAGCAUGGAAUCUAUUUGCAACUGAAGAAACUCUCUGACUAUUAGACACAAGGGGACAAUGACUAAAUUUCCUUCUGUUUUUAAGUUAAAUUUAUAGUCAAUGACCCAGGCAAAUGGAGAAGAAUCUAAGUCUGAUGGGAGAGAUAGAGGGCUGUGGGUUUGGGCCUCUCUACAGCUGCACAUUACCCAAAGACAUUUUCAGGAAACACAGGUGACCCUGGAUAUGUAUGACUUAGAGAGAUUUUCAAAUUAUUUUCUAAUGAUUAUUACUAAGUCUAUCACUGGGUGACUUCUAUAUAUUUUCUGUUUUUUUUAAUAGUUUUCAGAAUUAUACAAAUAACAGAAGAAUGGAUGUGUGCUGAAUGCAAAAUUUUUUUAGCACUGGAAAGUGUAGAUAAAAUGCCCUCUCUCCUGGGCUGCACCCCCUGACCUGACAAAGCCUACUGCUUUUGCUUAAUGCAGAGUAAUUUAGUGUGCAUUUUUCCUGACUCUUUUCUGCAUAUUCCAUAUAUAAUGUCUGUGUGUGUUCUCAGACAUCAGUAGUCCCCAGAGCCAGGUCACCUAGCUUCAGACCCUGACUCCUCCACUUAAGCUGGAUGUCUCACUUUGGUCCAGUCUCUGGAUGGAGACAUGCUGUCCGUGCCUCAGUUUCCUCACUUGUAAAACCUCAUAGGAUGGCUAUAAGAUUUAAUGAACACACACACACACACAUAGUUUUUUUUUUUUUGAGUAGCUCCUAAGGAAGAGAAGGGCACCAGGCACUGUUCGCACACACCUUUAAUCCCAGCACUUGGGAGGCAGAGGCAGGUGGAUCUCUGAGUCCAAGGCCACCCUGGUCAACAAAGUGAGUUCCAGAACAGCUAGGGCUGUUACAUAUAGAAACUCUG